AUGGACGACGAAUACGGCGCCGAUGACGCCCUCCUUGCGGCCAUGGCCGCCACAGAUACAGCCCAGCCUGCUCGCAGGGCUGUUCAGCAACCGACGCCCCAGAGAAUUCAACAACCGACACCGCAACGUAUGGACAAGGCACCGCCAAGCAAGACGUCCGGAAGCAAGAUUGUACAACCAACCCCACAGGCUCUUCCACAGAAACAUACGGGCGGAUCGGCUAUAUUGGUGUCUCCUCGUCAACGAGGAAACCCUGUGCUCACAUGUAUACGGUCGAUGCCAUGGGAAUAUAGCGAUAUACCAGCUGAUUAUGUCAUGGGUUUGACCACCUGUGCCCUCUUUUUAAGUCUCAAGUAUCACCGACUCCACCCCGAAUACAUCUAUACACGCAUACGGAAUCUGCAGGGCAAAUAUAAUCUGCGUAUUCUGCUCACCAUGGUGGACAUACCUAAUCAUGAAGAUUCGCUGCGAGAACUCUCGAAAACGUCACUCGUGAACAAUGUCACUAUUAUCUUGUGCUGGUCCGCUGCCGAAGCAGGAAGGUACUUGGAGUUGUACAAGUCAUACGAGAAUGCAAGCUUCGCCGCCAUCCGCGGACAACAAGCCUCGAGUUACGCCGAUAAAUUGGUUGACUUUGUGACUGUACCUCGAAGCCUCAAUAAAUCAGAUGCAGUGGCACUUGUUGCCAAUUUUGGCAGCUUAAAAAACGCCAUCAAUGCCGACCAGGAACAACUUGGAAUGAUUAGUGGAUGGGGAGGCAUCAAGGUGAAAAGAUGGUCUGCAGCAAUCGAGGAGCCGUUCCGAGCGAAGAAGGCGGCCAAGCGUGGCUUGCAGAAAUCUAAGCCGGGAUACCAACAUGAAAACGCCGGUGCAGGCGGUCAGGACGCGGAACGCCUCUCACGGUUGGAACAGGCCGUGCCUCUCUCGAGAAUGCCUCUCAGAGAUAUGCCUGCCGUGGGCACUGAUUCGGGUGCAUCGUCCGCCAAGGGGACGCCAGGUCAGGGCACACCUAGCGCAUCUGCCCCGAAGCAGUUCCAGUUCCUGGAUGACGAGGACGACGACGAUGAUGAUGGCGAUGCUGAAGCAGCUCUUUUGACGGCUGCCACGGAAGAAUCCAAGAAGGCAUCACAACAAACCGGAGGACCUUCUAAUUCAGACCGUGCAGCCGGCCGGGAGCAGAAUAGCGAUGGGCUCACUGGCGGUGUUGCAGCUGCACUUGCCAAACUCCGCGAGAGUGGUUGA
This is a messenger RNA of Pochonia chlamydosporia 170, 1242 nucleotides long. RefSeq names its product mating-type switching protein swi10. Gene Ontology annotation, molecular function: damaged DNA binding; single-stranded DNA binding. The transcript is spliced from 2 exons. Gene Ontology annotation, biological process: meiotic mismatch repair; nucleotide-excision repair; mitotic recombination. NCBI's taxonomy places the organism in Eukaryota, Fungi, Ascomycota, Sordariomycetes, Hypocreales, Clavicipitaceae. The record is from RefSeq and is a predicted model, not a curated record. Gene Ontology annotation, cellular component: nucleus; ERCC4-ERCC1 complex; nucleotide-excision repair factor 1 complex. Bases 1 to 1242 code for a protein of 413 amino acids.